AUGAGCUUCAUGGACAAAUUAAAUAUUAGUAAAUGUCGUGGGUUGGACCCCUCAACUCAAUCUAACUAUUCUGACUUUAAAGUCAACGAUACCACCCUCGACUUGGCGGUAUCAUUUGAAAAUAGGGCUAUCGAAGGGGUAGUCUUAUACAACUUAUUCAACAAAACAGGUACUGACCAACUUGUCCUUGACACGAAUGUCCUUAGAAUUAAGGAUGUCAAAGUGAAUGAUUCGCCUGCUGCUUUCGAAUUAGAGAUGGCCAAACCAGUGGUGGGAUCAGCAUUGCAUAUAUCUAUACCUAGAGAGUCCACCAUAAAAAUAGAGAUUUCAUUCGAAACUACAGAGGAAUGUACAGCCAUCAAGUUUAUGAUGGGUGACACAGGUCCAUUCGUAUUCUCCCAGUGCCAGGCAAUUCACGCACGUAGCUUGUUCCCGUGCUUUGACACCCCUGCAGUGAAAUCCCCCUUCAAAUUUUUUGCAAAGUCUCCCGCAAGAGUAACAAUGUCGGGAAGGCCAAUAGUCAGCAAAAUACCUGAUGUGUACCUGUUUGAUCAGCCUAUUCCGAUUCCCUCAUACCUUGUAUCGUUAACUUCGGGAAAUUUACAUAAAGCACCAAUUGGACCAAGGUCAGACAUAUAUAGUGAACCCACAAAUUUGAAACAAUGUCAGUGGGAAUUUGAAAAGGAUAUGGAAAAUUAUAUUCAGAUUGCGGAAGCGUUGGUCUUUGAUUAUGAAUGGGAACGAUUUGAUGCAUUAGUUUUACCUUCUUCUUUCCCCUAUGGUGGUAUGGAAAUUCCAAACAUGACACAAUUGACGCCUACCUUGGUGUGCGGAGAUCGCUCUCAAACCACUGUCAUGGCGCAUGAAUUGGCUCACUCUUGGUCAGGAAACUUGGUGACAAAUUGCUCAUGGGAACAUUUUUGGCUUAAUGAAGGUUGGACGGUUUAUUUAGAACGAAGAAUUUUGGGUGCUAUUGCCGCUAAGGAAGCCAGAUCGCAAGGGAAAAGCGAGGAUGAGUCAAGAGCUUAUGGUGAGCAGGCCAGGCAGUUCGAUAUGUUAUCCGGCUGGAACUCUUUGGUUGAAACCUGUGAUUCGUUUGAUCCACAAUAUACCAAAUUAGUCAUUGAUUUGAAAGGAAAGGAUCCAGAUGAUUCAUUUUCAAGGAUCCCAUAUGAGAAAGGGUUCUUCUUUUUGUAUCUUUUGGAAAAGAAACUAGGGGGCGUUGAACACUUUGACCCAUUCAUCAAGUUUUACUUUAAGAAAUUUAGAUACAAGUCGUUGGAUACGGCUGAUUUUGUGGAAACAUUGUACGAAUUUUUUUCUCCUUUGGGUAAGAAAGAUGUGCUUGACAGUAUUGAUUGGAACAAGCAACUAUUUUCCUCUGGUGUUCCUGAUGAACCAGUUUUAGAUACGUCCUUAGCUGAUGAGGUCUACGAGUACGGAAGAAAAUGGGUUGAUUUUGUUCAAAAGGGGGACUUUUCCUUAAUUCCAUUUAGUGAUGCUGAUACAUCUUCUUUUCUGAUAGAGCAAAACAUAUUCUUUUUGGAGUACUUGCUGGAAAAGUUUAAAUCAAUAGAAGUGCCUCCUGAACUUGUAAAGAAGUUACCUUCGGUUUAUCCAAAGUAUGCAAGGAGUCAAAACGGAGAAUUUAUCACCACUUGGAAUGACAUUUUAAUACGUAAUGGUAAUUACAAUGCCGAAGAUGAAGUGGUGAAGAGGUUUGCUAACUGGUUGGGUCAUACGGGAAGAAUGAAAUAUGCCCGUCCGGGGUAUUUGCUUUUGAAGAACGGGGUGAGUAGCGAAUUUGCAAUUUCUCAGUUUAAAAAGCACGAAUCAUUUUACCACCCAAUCUGCAGAGCCAUGAUUGAAAAGGAUUUAGGAUUAGCGUAA
Molecule: messenger RNA, 1890 nt
Organism: Lodderomyces margitis
Lineage: Eukaryota; Fungi; Ascomycota; Pichiomycetes; Serinales; Debaryomycetaceae
Gene: LKH1
Product: bifunctional aminopeptidase/epoxide hydrolase
Exons: 1
Coding region: 1-1890 (629 amino acids)
Biological process (GO): proteolysis
Cellular component (GO): cytosol
Molecular function (GO): metallopeptidase activity; epoxide hydrolase activity; zinc ion binding
Source: RefSeq, a predicted model, not a curated record